Xenopus laevis (African clawed frog) is the source of this 3743-nucleotide messenger RNA. It is a transcript of the gene nlgn2.L, whose product is annotated as neuroligin 2 L homeolog. Gene Ontology annotation, molecular function: neurexin family protein binding. Gene Ontology annotation, biological process: synapse assembly. Lineage: Eukaryota; Metazoa; Chordata; Amphibia; Anura; Pipidae. The record is from RefSeq and is a predicted model, not a curated record. The coding region runs from base 756 to 3194 and encodes 812 amino acids. The transcript is spliced from 7 exons. Gene Ontology annotation, cellular component: plasma membrane; membrane; dendrite.
CUGCUCCUCUGCUGCCCCCCUCCCUCGCUACAAAAUGGUUUUCCUCGCCUCACACACAGGGAUGUGGGGCUGCUGGAGGAUCGGGGCUUUGGGUACCACUGGAUGCUGGGAGAUGAUUGACAGCCGGUACCAGGCAGGAGAUGGAGGGAUGAAGCUGAUGAUGAUGAUGGGGGCUGUGGAGCGGAGCUGCUGAUUCUGCCCUGGGUCUUACCCCUCCCUGGGCUAUUGCUGGAUUCACCCUGAUCGCUUGUUAUUAAAGUCCUGCCAGGCCUUUCCAUGCCGCUCCCCAGGGGCCCCACUUGUCACUGCCGACCCUGUGUCCCUGUGAAGGAUGGAACGUAACAGAGUGGCCCCCCACUUUGCCUCCAUUUUGUUUUCCAACAAACAUCUGCUCUGACCGACGGAGGGCUCCUCCAGCCCCCGACACCCCUUUUUAUGAACUUACUGGAGAUCCAUUCCCUCACCCCCCCUUUUUUAUUUUGACCAAAUUAAUAUUUAAUUGUCCCACAGGAUCGUUUCAUUCUCUUGGUACAAACCCCACAUUUUCCACAAAACCCCAUUUUCCACUGGAGUCGAAUUUAUUAAAAUCGGAGAAUAUUUUUUGACCAGAAUCGAUUGUUUUCCAAUUUUGUAAUUUCUCUCGCUGAAGCCCCCCCGUCUAUUUUGUAUAUUUCGUGCCCCCCCUCCUCUGUAUUUGCACAACUGGGCCCAUUGGAACUUUACAAAAGCCCUGUUCCAUCCAACGUUCCCCCCCCAUGGCGCCGGACUUCCGUGCCCCCCUGAUCCUGUGGCUUCUGGCCGCUUGCCCGGCGGAGGGGCAGAAAGGAGACGACAAAUACCCCGUGGUCAACACCAACUAUGGAAAACUACGGGGGGUGAAAAAAGAUCUGAACAAUGAGAUCCUGGGUCCAGUGGUCCAUUAUUUGGGAAUUCCCUAUGCCACGCCCCCCAUUGGCGAGAGGAGGUUUCAGCCCCCGGAAGCCCCAGCAUCAUGGACAGAGAUCCGGAAUGCCACAACGUUUGCCCCAGUCUGUCCUCAGAACCUCCACGGAAUGUUACCGGGAAUCAUGAUCCCCCUGUGGUUCACAGAGAACAUGGACGUGGUGGCGGGGUACGUGCAGAACCAGAGUGAGGACUGUCUCUACCUCAACAUCUACGUCCCCCUGGAGGAUGGUCCCAUUUCCAAAUCCCGGGAGGACCCCAGAAAAGCGCAACACACUCCAGACGAAGAUAUCCGAGACAGCGGCAAGAAACCUGUUAUGAUGUUUAUCCAUGGGGGAUCCUAUAUGGACGGAACUGGGAAUAUGUUCGAUGGCAGUGUUCUUGCUGCUUAUGGCAACGUCAUUGUGGUCACUGUAAACUACAGACUGGGAGUACUGGGAUUUAUGAGCACAGGAGACCCAGCAGCCAAAGGGAAUUAUGGCCUGUUAGACCAAAUCCAGGCCUUGCGGUGGCUGGAAGAAAAUAUUGGCCAUUUUGGCGGUGACCCAGAAAGAAUUACCAUCUUUGGAUCAGGAGCAGGUGCUUCUUGUGUCAGCUUGCUCAUUCUCUCCCAUCACUCCGAAGGUCUCUUCCAGAAGGCCAUAGCACAGAGCGGAACUGCCAUUUCCAGUUGGUCUGUCAACUACGAGCCACUAAAAUACACUCGGCUUUUGGCUGCUAAAGUAGGUUGUGAUUACCGAGAAAACUCUGAGAUGGUGAUGUGCUUAAGGAGGAAGCCUUACAGAGAAUUGGUUGACCAAGACAUCCAACCUGCACGGUAUCACAUCGCAUUCGGGCCUGUGGUUGAUGGUGAUGUAGUGCCAGACGAUCCUGAGAUUUUAAUGGAACAGGGAGAGUUUCUCAACUAUGACAUCUUGAUGGGAGUAAACCAAGGCGAGGGUUUGAAGUUUGUGGAGGACACCUUGGAGAGUGAGGAUGGUAUUUCUAACAGUUACUUUGACUUCACAGUGUCCAACUUUGUGGACAACCUUUAUGGCUUUGCAGAGGGGAAAGAUGUUCUGAGAGAGACUAUCAAGUUUAUGUACACAGACUGGGCAGAUCGAGACAAUGGAGACAUGAGGAGAAAGACUCUGCUGGCUCUAUUCACAGAUCACCAAUGGGUGGCACCAGCCAUUGCUACUGCCAAGUUCCAUGCAGAGUAUGAGUCACCGGUGUAUUUUUAUGCAUUUUACCAUCGUUGCCAGGCUGAAGGGAGGCCAGAAUGGGGAGAGGCUGCUCAUGGUGAUGAGGUGCCCUACGUCUUUGGGGUGCCUAUGGUUGGAGCAACAGAUCUGUUCCCAUGCAACUUCUCCAAGAACGAUGUCAUGCUGAGUGCUGUGGUCAUGACCUACUGGACAAACUUUGCAAAGACAGGUGAUCCCAACCAGCCUGUCCCUCAGGACACCAAGUUUAUUCACACAAAGCCCAAUCGCUUUGAGGAAGUUGUGUGGACAAAGUUCAACCCCAAAGAGAAACAGUAUCUACACAUUGGCCUCAAACCUCGUGUGAAGGACAACUAUCGUGCCAAUAAGGUGGCCUUCUGGCUAGAGUUGGUCCCCCAUCUACAUGAACUCAAUACAGGUCUCCACACCUCCACCACCACCAGGCAACCACCAGGUGGGACCCGCAGGGUACCUGGAGGAGCAAGCAGUGGGAGUACCACACGCCGACCACCUGCCACCCUUCCUCCAGAUAUGGAAAUUGAUGAGGACAUGGACAAUCGUCCAAGGCAUUCUCCCUUCCCAGGAGAUUCAAGGGAUUACUCCACAGAGCUGAGUGUGACAGUGGCAGUGGGUGCCUCGCUCCUGUUUCUCAACAUCUUAGCUUUUGCUGCUCUUUACUACAAGAGGGACAGACGCCAUGAGAUGAGACAGAGAAGACAUAGUCCAGGGAGAGGAGGUGGCCCUGGCAAUGAUCUAGCACAUCAUGGUCCAGAGGAAGAGCUUAUGUCUUUGCAGAUCAAGAGGGCUGGUGGUGCCCCUGACCUUGAGCCACUGAGGCCACAUGAUAUAUUACGUCCGGCUUGUCCUCCUGACUACACCCUGGCACUUAGAAGGGCUCCUGAGGAUGCCCCUCUUCCACCUCCACCUCCCACAUCUGUUAUGGCACCGAGCACCAUCUCUGGUCUCCCCUCAUUACAUCCAUUUAACACCUUUCCAACCACCGCCCACAACAAUACCCUUCCCCACCCGCACUCCACCACAAGAGUAUAGGGGUGGCAGACAUCUUCUCCUCUACCCAUGUUUCACCUAUGCCCUUUUCUUAUGGACUGCGACAUGGGCUAUCAAUGCUCAUACAUCUGGAUCUGCUUUGAUAGGGGAUGUGGACAGACUGAAGAUUUGGUCUGAGCGAGGGGUAGGAAUGGAACUGCCACUGCCUUUAACUUACCCCUCCAAAUCUUCACUUUCACACUUUAUAAACUACUCUGUACCGAAGGAACUCAGCCUUUUGGAAUCUUCUCCCCCAUUCACGUGGCUCCAAAUAAAUAACUGAAGGGGCAGUUAUGUUAAGGAAAGCAGGAAUGGGAUGAAACACAUAUCACCCCUAAUUCUCUUUACAGAAAGGGGUGGGCAGUAUAAGGAGGAGAAGAAGCCUUAUUGAUUAGGCUGAAGCCUCCACAGACUCACUUCUACUGCUUUAUUUUUAUUCAUGAAGAGUGUUUAUUUGAUAAAAGGUAACAUUGGGUUCAGGGUUACAUGCCCCCGUGCCCACUGAGUCCAAGACAACUGUACAGCUCCCAAACAGUUUUUGUUAAGUAGAAA